AUGGCUGCUUCUAUCCUUGUUUCCAUGCCGGCCUGCUCGACGCUGACGGCGCCAGAGCUCGCUGGAAUGCGGCUGGAAGCCAAGGCCGUGCAUCCGGCACCUGUCAGUCAACGGAUUGUUGGAUGGAGAUGUCAGGCUGCAAACGACGAUGUCACUACCAGAAGGGCGCUUGUGGCUGUGUCUGGGGCGGCUCUUCUCGGCGCAUUGGCGCUGCCGCAGAGUGCACAAGCAGCACGAAAGAAGCCUCCUCCGCAGGAGGAGAAGGAGAAGACAGACCUGUCGGGGUACCAGGCCAAGCUGUACGAGAACAUGAAACGGAAAGAGGCUCUCAAGAAACAGAUUGCUGCUCUGAAGGAGAAAUAA
This is a messenger RNA of Closterium sp. Naga37s-1, 363 nucleotides long. The record is from the annotation of a GenBank genome assembly. NCBI's taxonomy places the organism in Eukaryota, Viridiplantae, Streptophyta, Zygnematophyceae, Desmidiales, Closteriaceae.